GCAGCCAAUCUACGCAGCAACUUCCGCUCCGCCCGGCCAACAGUGCGGUCUCAGACUACGCUGAAGUGGCCUCAGGUGGGCCUGCAGUCGGCGGACCGGGAUGCUGAAGGCCAAGAUUCUCUUCGUGGGGCCCUGCGAGAGUGGAAAAACCGUUUUGGCCAAUUUUCUGACAGAAUCUUCUGACAUCACUGAAUACAACCCAACCCAAGGAGUGAGGAUCCUGGAAUUUGAGAACCCACAUGUUGCCAACAACAACAAAGGCACAGGGUGCGAAUUUGAGCUGUGGGAUUGUGGCGGCGAUCCAAAGUUUGAGUCUUGCUGGCCAGCCCUGAUGAAGGACUCUCACGGCGUGGUGAUCGUCUUCAAUGCUGACAUCCCAAGCCACCUGAAGGAAAUCGAGAUGUGGUAUUCCUGCUUUGUUCAACAGCAGUUCUUACAGGAUACUCAGUGUCUGUUAAUUGCACACCACAAACCAGGCUCUGGAAGUGAUAAAGGAAACCUGUCUUUGUCACCACCCUUGAACAAGCUGAAGCUGGUGCACUCAAAUCUUGAGGAUGACCCUGAAGAGAUCCGGAUGGAAUUCAUAAAGUAUUUAAAAAGCAUAAUCAACUCAGUGUCUGAGAACAGAGACCGGGAGGAGAUGUCGAUUAUUACCUAACUACCCUUCCUUUGGACUCUUCCCCAUCCCAGGUGAGGUCAACUUCUUCCCUGAUGCAGAUCUGAAAUCUUACCCAGCUACUAAUAUUUUCUUCUCCCUGUGGCUCUAGAAGAAGUUUUCUUUAUCUGCUUGAAAGUACCAGUUACCCAAGGAGUUGAAUCAUUCCAUCUAUUCUCUGUCUGAACCUAAUUGUAUGUAUCCCCAGGAGCAAUGCUUUGGUAUUUACUAACACAUUGUUUAUGGUGGCUUUAUAGACCAUAAUGACCAUAAUUAAUGGGAAUCCACUGUGUCUCCAUCUCUUGCAAUUUAAAAGUUUUCAGGUUAGU
Molecule: messenger RNA, 984 nt
Organism: Pteronotus mesoamericanus
Lineage: Eukaryota; Metazoa; Chordata; Mammalia; Chiroptera; Mormoopidae
Gene: IFT22
Product: intraflagellar transport 22
Exons: 5
Coding region: 101-658 (185 amino acids)
Biological process (GO): intracellular protein transport
Cellular component (GO): endomembrane system
Molecular function (GO): GTPase activity
Source: RefSeq, a predicted model, not a curated record